UCCGCUGUUCGAUAAUUUAUUCUUGAAAACAACGCUGAGGGUGAUAACACAUCGAUUUACAUACACGAUGCUCGUUACGUGAUAUUUUUAUAUAACUCGCUUUACAUUCGGGACAAUCGUGAGUAUAUCAUUGACAAUUUCACAAUAGCGCGCGUGUGCGUUAUCUUUCACUUAUCACUGCAUCAUCACAACGUGUUUGUUGAAAAAUUAAUUCACCAGAAUAUCUACUUCUAACGGAAACACAGCACUUUCAAACGUACCGCCACCUUUUGCUACAGCUGCUUUCCGCGUUUGCGUCCAACCGAGGUUGGUUUGACAUUUGUGCUUUUCCCGAUAAGAUACGAGGAGGACGUAGAACGCAAUUACCGCAAAGUUAGUUGGGUGAUGGACUGACGUAAGACAGUCUGUCGCUCGAUAAUGCCGAUAAAAUUAUUAAUCAAUUACUCCGUGCACUUUGGCGGCGAGUCGCGCACGUUAUACGUGAUCAAUAAUGCAGUGACUCUAAAGUCUAAGUGAUCGGCCAACGUACGAAAGUGAGAUCCGGUGGAACAUGCUCGUCUGCUGUUUGUGUCGUCGUCGUUAAGUAACAAGUCAUGCCCGGCGAACCAUCGGCCACAACUGGAAGUAAAUCCAGUGGCAAGGCUAAGAGGAUCUCCAUACCACGCGUACAAAGCAGCACCGACACCGAGCUACAGUCGCAACAGAGCGGCUCGACCCCGUUGCAGCCCGCGUUGCACUAUAUUUGCUUUCGCUCGGAGUUAGAGGACAGCCCAGUCCCGCCGGCUCUGCGAUGCCGCCUGUAUGAUCUCUUUCAGCAGAUCGAGAAGGAAUUCGAAAUGCUCUACACCGAGAAUAUAGGAUUACAGGAGAAGAUUGACAUUUUAAACGACAGACUCGAGAGGGAAUGCUAUGGGUCAGGUGAGCGCAGUUUACCUCCAGGAGAUCUUAUGGAUUACCCGGAAACGAAGAAUCUCUCCAAGCAAAAAUCGAUGGGUGCGAACUCUGCGCAAAAGAUCAAAGCUUCUCACAAGCUGAAGGCGCAGACCAGUAAAAUAGUAUCGAGCUUCAAAACACCAUCGAUGACUUGUACUAUGCAAAGAGAGUACGUGGGUCAUCGCGAUGGCGUAUGGGAGGUGUCUGUGGGCAGGUCUGGCCAACCUAUCGUAGCAACUGCCUCCGCUGAUCAUACAGCACGCAUAUGGGCGAUAGACAGUGGCCGAUGUUUAUUGCAGUACAUCGGUCAUGGCGGAUCCGUGAAUUCGGUGCGAUUUCACCCGAACCGGGAAUUAGCGUUAUCAGCGAGCGGCGACAAUUCCGCUCACGUGUGGCAAGCAGCUGUCGACUGGGACAUGCCAAAAAGAGUACCGUCGUUGGAGGAACUUCCAGUAGCCAGCUCGGAACGAUCUGCUACCAAUAAUCUAAUCAGCAACAACGAGGAACAAGACGAUCCUCCGACUCUGAGAACACCGAUACGCGAGCUCUUCGGCCAUACGAACGUCGUGAUGGCCGCGGACUGGCUUCCCGGCGCUGAACAGUUGGUUACAGCCUCCUGGGAUAGAACGGCGAACUUGUACGACACGGAAACCGGAGAAAUUAUACACACCCUGUGCGGGCACGAUCAAGAAUUGACUCACGUAUCGACUCAUCACACGCAGAGAUUGUGUGUCACGUCCAGCAGAGAUAACACGUUUCGGCUGUGGGACUUCCGGGAGCCGAUACACUCGGUGUCGGUGUUCCAAGGUCAUACGGAAACCGUAACGUCUGCCGUUUUUACACGGGAAGAUAAAAUCGUAUCUGGAUCGGACGACAGAAGCGUGAAGGUGUGGGAACUACGUAACAUACGCAGUCCAUUGGCGACAAUACGCGGAGAUAGUGCUGCCAAUCGGUUGUCAGUUUCUAGUACCGGGAUCGUGGCAAUACCACAUGACAAUAGACAAAUACGUUUAUUCGACUUAAGCGGUCAACGUCUGGCAAGACUACCUAGAACCAGCAGACAGGGUCAUCGUAGGAUGGUGUGCUCCGUCGCCUGGCUGGAAGAUAAUAGCGUGUGUAAUUUAUUUUCUUGCGGUUUCGACAGACUAGUCUUGGGCUGGAGCAUUCUUCCCGUUAAAGAUGCUUGAAAACUGAUCAAAAAACUAUGUAUG
Dinoponera quadriceps is the source of this 2144-nucleotide messenger RNA. RefSeq names its product WD repeat-containing protein 37 (gene Wdr37). Gene Ontology annotation, molecular function: protein binding. The transcript has 6 exons. Gene Ontology annotation, cellular component: preribosome, large subunit precursor. The coding region runs from base 594 to 2120 and encodes 508 amino acids. Lineage: Eukaryota; Metazoa; Arthropoda; Insecta; Hymenoptera; Formicidae. The record is from RefSeq and is a predicted model, not a curated record.